Trichoderma citrinoviride is the source of this 2463-nucleotide messenger RNA. RefSeq lists its product as hypothetical. Gene Ontology annotation, biological process: mRNA splicing, via spliceosome; generation of catalytic spliceosome for first transesterification step. Gene Ontology annotation, molecular function: protein binding. The transcript is spliced from 3 exons. NCBI's taxonomy places the organism in Eukaryota, Fungi, Ascomycota, Sordariomycetes, Hypocreales, Hypocreaceae. The coding region runs from base 1 to 2463 and encodes 820 amino acids. The record is from RefSeq and is a predicted model, not a curated record. Gene Ontology annotation, cellular component: U2-type catalytic step 2 spliceosome; Prp19 complex; post-mRNA release spliceosomal complex.
AUGGCGGCUACAGAAGUGGACAAGCAGCAAGCGCAGCCGGAUCUAUAUCUCGUGUCGAACGAAGAUUCCGUUUACGAGCAAGACAUCCUCCGCGACGCUACACGUGUUAAGCCAUGGCUCGAAUAUAUCGAAUUCAAGACUCGCCAUGGAAGCGUCAUAGAACGGGCUUUUGUGAUGGAGCGCGCUUGUAUGACGCUGCCGCGAUCAUACAAGCUCUGGAAACUUUACCUUACGUUUCGCGUAAAACAUAUCUCGAAACUGAACCCAGCCACGCAUGCCGCCGAAUUUAGAAAAGUCAACGCUCUGUUCGAGAAGUCACUGAUUCUUCUACACAAGAUGCCGGUCAUAUGGGAAAUGUACCUCAAAUUUCUCAUGAAGCAGCCCCUGGUCACACUUACUCGGCGAACGUUUGACCGAGCCCUCCGAGCUCUACCGAUCACCCAGCACAACCGCAUAUGGUCAUUAUAUCUUCCCUUUGCCAACGCAGCUUCCGGAGAAACUGCUGUCAAGAUAUGGCGACGCUACAUGCAAGUUCAUCCGGAAGAUGCCGAGGAUCUCAUCGAGCUUCUGAUCCUCAGGGGCGCCUACACUGAAGCAGCAAAACGAUACAUAGACAUCCUGAACGAUACGCGGUUCACCAGCAAACACGGAAAAGGUCACUAUGAGCUCUGGAGCGAGAUGGUCGAAAUGUUGGUGGAGCAUGCGCCUGAUAUCGAUACAAGCUACGAGAACGGAGUCGACGUUGAGGCCAUCAUCAGAUCUGGCAUAAUUCGGUUUAGUGACCAGAGGGGAAAGCUCUGGGUCGGCCUCGCCACAUACUGGAUUAGGAGGGGAAGCUUCGAGCGAGCGCGCGAUGUCUUUGAAGAGGGUAUCACGACCGUCAUGACGGUCCGGGACUUUACUCUCAUCUUCGAUGCUUAUGUCGAAUUCGAGGAGUCCAUCAUUGGGGCCUUGAUGGAUGCUUCCACGUCUCGUGCAGAAAAGGGUGUUGAUAACGAGGAGGCAGACCUGGAGCUCGACAUACGGAUGAUGCGGUUCGAGAAUCUUAUGGACCGGCGUCCAUUUUUGCUCAACGAUGUCCUGCUUCGACAGAACCCUAACAAUGUGCCAGAGUGGGAGAAGCGCGUUGCUCUCUGGGGCGAUAAGAAAGCCGAAGUUGUCCAGACGUACACCGACGCGAUUGCGACGAUCAACCCGAAGAGGGCUGUUGGUCCAUUUCACCAGUUGUGGGCUAACUAUGCCAAGUUCUACGAACGGGGCGGUGAUCUCAGAAACGCUCGCAUCAUCAUGGAAAAGGCCGUCAAAGUCCCGUUCAAAUCGGUGGCAGAGCUCGCCGAUAUGUGGAUCGAAUGGGCUGAGAUGGAACUUCGAAACGAGAAUUUCGACGAUGCGGUUCGAGUCAUGGCCAAGGCUAUUCAAGCGCCCAAGAGAUCCAACGUCGACUACUUUGACGAAACCCUCUCUCCCCAACAGCGAGUGCACAAGAGCUGGAAGCUGUGGAGUUUUUACGUGGACCUUGUGGAAAGCGUUUCAACGCUGGAUGAGGUGAAGAAGGUGUAUGAGCGCAUCUUCGAGCUCAGAAUUGCGACUCCCCAAACAGUUGUGAAUUACGCCAACCUCCUGGAAGAGCACAAGUACUACGAAGAAUCCUUCAAGGUCUUUGAGCGCGGCCUAGACCUGUUCAGCUAUCCCGUGGCCUUCGAGCUGUGGAAUUUGUACCUUACCAAGGCUGUCGAUAGGAAGAUUGGCAUCGAACGAUUGCGGGAUCUCUUCGAACAGGCGGUGGAGGACUGUCCGCCCAAAUUCGCCAAGACGAUUUAUCUCAUGUACGGCAAUCUGGAGGAGGAGCGUGGCCUGGCCCGACAUGCAAUGCGGAUCUACGAAAGAGCAACGCGUGCUGUUGCCGAUGAAGAUCGGGCCGACAUGUUCAAUUUCUACAUCACCAAGUCGGCUUCUAACUUCGGUCUGCCAUCUACACGACCCAUCUACGAACGAGCAAUCACGGCUCUCCCCGACAACGAAGCGAAGGAAAUGUGCCUCAAGUUCGCCGAUAUGGAGAAGCGACUGGGCGAGAUCGACCGAGCAAGAGCCAUCUAUGGGCAUGCCUCGCAGUUCUGCGAUCCGCGAACAAAUGCGGAUUUCUGGACCAAGUGGGAGCAGUUCGAAGUGCAGCAUGGCAACGAAGACACGUUCAAGGAAAUGCUGCGAAUCAAGCGAAGCGUCCAGGCGAAGUACAACACCGAUGUCAACUUUAUCGCGUCACAAGCUUUGGCACGGAGUCUCCAGAAGCCAGAGGGCUCCCCGGGCGCAGACACCACGGAUGCCAUGGCGGCCUUGGAGAAGCAGUCUUCGACGCUACACGGCUUCGUGUCCGCCAGCACAGGGCCCAAAGACACAAAGCCGAGAGAGGAGGUGGUGGCAUCAAACCCAGAUGCUAUUGAUAUUGACAAUCUCGAUGACUAA